Messenger RNA from Corticium candelabrum, 594 nucleotides. Its product is annotated as BET1 homolog. Lineage: Eukaryota; Metazoa; Porifera; Homoscleromorpha; Homosclerophorida; Plakinidae. Bases 75 to 401 code for a protein of 108 amino acids. The record is from RefSeq and is a predicted model, not a curated record. The transcript has 4 exons.
AGUCAAAUACGGGACUUAAGUAACGCCACGUCAUAUGUUUUCCUGCCUUUGUGUCGACCAGUUGAGAAACGCGAAUGAGACGGCCUCAUCCAGACUCUGUAGUAAGAUCGAGUGCGCAGACGGAGGAGUUUCUCGAGGACGAAAAUGAAAAGUUGGUACAAGAGAUGACACACAAGGUUUCGGCUCUCAAGACGCUGACUAUUGAUAUUGGAGAUGAAGUGAGAGGCCAGAAUAGAAUGCUGAAAGGAAUGCACGGGGACUUCGACAAGACCGAAGGUCUUCUGUCUGGCACGAUGCGUCGAGUGAAGGAGAUGGGCCGAUGGAGUCAUCAGAGCUGGAUGUGUUACAUGAUACUCUUUGUAGUCGCCAUCUUCUUUGUAACAUACUAUCUCAUACGAUAAUAGAAAGGACGUGCAUUUUAUUGUAUGUAAUGAGCUCCGGUGAGAGCAACGAGAGUGACUAUUAGCGUCAAGAGACAUUGUGUGCAAUGUUUUGUGAUCAAUUGGUUGAUUGGCUGUUGCAUUGAUUGAUGAUCAGCAUUUGUAUUUGUUAAUUGUGUUAUAUUGAGAGAAAAUACAGUGUGAGUGUGAUGUC